Molecule: messenger RNA, 9907 nt
Organism: Phyllopteryx taeniolatus (common seadragon)
Lineage: Eukaryota; Metazoa; Chordata; Actinopteri; Syngnathiformes; Syngnathidae
Gene: slc60a2b
Product: major facilitator superfamily domain containing 4B
Exons: 5
Coding region: 288-2126 (612 amino acids)
Source: RefSeq, a predicted model, not a curated record
AAUUGCGGAGAACGUUUCACCUUGGCGCCAUUGUCGAAGUGUGGGACUGGUCCUAUAUUAGGCGAUCUUUGCGUAGGCUCUCCCCCCCCUCCCCAAGCACUGACGCAGGGUGACGCAGUGCUCUUUGCCGUCACCUGUGAAGCGGAAACCGAACUGUUUGCAUGAUGAACGACGAGCCGGAAGCGUUUGACUGGGCGGAGGUGGGAGCUUUACCUGGGGCGUGAAAGGCAAAGGCGCCGUGUUAAAUGGCUUUCAACUUGUAUCUGCCUUAAUAUUUUUGCCCCGACAUGUCAGCUCUGUCGUCGCCCGCCGCCGCGGUGAAAAAGAAGCACGUUCGCUUUGCUAGCAUGGACGACGAGCAGGAAGAGGACACCUUGUUUGACAAGAGGAAGGACGCGGAGCGAGGCGGCCCGAGGAGCGCGCUGAAGGCGGCCAAGAGGACGACGAAAGCGGGAUGUAGCGACCGGGUGCAAGUGGUCGGCGGCGGGGGACGAGGGGGCGGACACGCGGCGUGUGGCCGCUGGAUGGUCAGCCUCACGCUCUGCGCCUCCUUUCUCGGCCUGGGGAUGGGCAUCUCUGUUAUCGGACCCACAUUUGAGGACCUGGCUUUGAACGUCAAGAAGAACAUCAGCAAUAUCUCCUACAUCUUCGUUGGUCGAUCUGCAGGCUACAUGGGCGGCUCACUCAUAGGAGGUGUCCUUUUUGAUUGCAUGAACCCCAAUCUGCUGCUAGGUUUUUCUAUGCUGAUUACUGCAUGUGGAAUGUGCGCUAUCCCUUUCUGCAAGCAAGCUCUGCUUCUCACCGGGUUUAUGUCCAGCAUCGGCAUCUCUAUGGGGAUUCUGGACACGGGUGGGAACGUCCUCAUACUGAACACGUGGGGCGAGCGGGCUGGACCUCACAUCCAGGCUCUCCACUUCAGCUUUGCAGCCGGUGCCUUUGUGUCACCAGUCAUAGCCAAGCUGCUGUUCGGGCACAACGCAAACGGCAGCUACGGCGCGGAAACCUCGGCGAACAACGCGACGUACCCCGUCGCGAACGACGAUCGCACCGCCGUCCGCUCCAUCCACAGCAGCGACAGCAACCUCAGAUCCAUGUGGGCCUACAUUGUGAUCGGCUCGUUUGUCCUCCUCACCGCCGUCCCGUUCUUCUUUCUCUCGGUUCGCGGCGACGUGUCACGCGACAACUGGCGGACAUCCUCAGCGAAGCCCCCGGUGGCCAGACAUCACAGGGUGCUUGUCGUCCUGCUCUUCUUCUUUUUCUUUGCCUACGUAGGUGCUGAGGUGGCCUACGGCUCCUUCAUCUUCACCUUUGCCAAGGAUUACGCUCAAAUGAGUCAGUCCCAAGCAGCUGGGCUGAAUUCUUUCUUCUGGGCGACGUUUGCCGCCUGUCGGGGCCUGGCCAUCUUCUUUGCUUCCUGCAUGUACCCGGGCACCAUGAUACUGCUGAGCCUGGUGGGCACCACUCUGUCCGCCCUCUUUCUUUGCCUCUUCAGCAAGGACAAAGUAAUGCUGUGGGUUUGCACUGGUUUGUACGGGGCGUCCAUGUCCUCUACCUUCCCCACUGGGAUUUCCUGGUUGGAGCAGUACACCACAGUGACAGGCCGCUCGGCAGCCACGUUCGUGGUGGGCGCCGCCCUCGGCGAGAUGGUGUUGCCCGCUCUCGUCGGCUUCCUGCUGGGGAAAAUUCACGGACACCCCCUGUUGAUGUACCUGUCGCUCAUCACGGCUACUUUCACCGCCAUCCUUUUCCCAGUCAUGUACAAGCUGGCGUCCGUAUCGGUGGGUCAGAUCAGGAAACGCCGCGGGAGGGGCCAAGCGGACGCCGACGACAGCGAAUACCGACAGGCGCUGCUGGAUUCGGGAGCGAUUGACGAGGAGGACGAGGCCGAUCAGUGGAACGAUGCGGACUUUGAAGGCAUUGAAAUGGACGACACUGCGAGUCUCAUCAGUUCACCCAGUAAGGAGGGUUGUCCCCCGAAUAUCGAUGGUGACAGUGGCCUGGCUCCCCCUAGCACGCAGCUUAGUGAACCUGCAAAGUGUUCCUCAUCCUCAGACGGCAUCUCCCUGGUGGGAGACUCACCCAAACGCAAACUUCUGCUCUUCCCUGACAGAGUGAAGAGAGACUGACACCUCAUUUUCAGAGCCACGCUUUCUCCUGAGUCUGUGUAACUAUCGCCUGAUGACUGAAAUGUUGGACUUUGCGCAACAAGUUAAUUCACUGGCUGGCCACACAUUUAGUUUGCCAUUAAUUGAGUCCCCAAUAAUUAAAAAAAAUGAACAUCAAGACCGAUUCUGGAUGAGCACCCGCUUGUUGUUGUUUCCCCAUUUAAAUCUAGGAUAAUCGUAGUCAUGCAUUCAGGGGAUUGACUCCAGUCUCUGCUGCGAUGCUCCACAGGAUAUACGGCGUAUAGAAAAUCGAUGCAGGGAAUGAAUGCCAAAAUGAGCCCUCAAACUGUCCCUGACUGGAAGACAAAAGUACAAGGGGCAGUCAAUAAGCAAUGAGCCCGAUUUCAUUUAACCUGCUACUAAUUGAAUGAGGUGAGCGGAUGAGCUUACGGUUAUGCCGUCAAUGCUGACUCUUAUGAUCUUCUCUGAUAAGUGCCUCGACCCUCGCACUGUUCCCAGGAUUCGACGCUGAAGGUGGUUUCUCACGGAGGUCACUCAUAGCAGGCUCUUGUUAUUCACCUUUGAUUCCUGACCCCCCCCCCCACCCCAGCCUCUUCUGCCUGGCUCUAAUGUAGAAGUAACUUGCACAACACUGGAUGUCAGAAAAUUGUUCUUCCUGUUUUACUACCUGUAAAGCAAGCUGGUUCGCAUCAUCACCAGUUUCCAAGAACAUACAAAAUGUGAUUCAGCUCUUGGGGUUCAGGUGAAGCACCGUUGAGAAACAUUUCAAACUGAACACUGAGAUGAGACGAUGCCGGUGAAGCGACCGUUGAGCCGGCGGCGGCGAUCGGAACCAUCACAAGUCGUCGAGCAGCUGUCGGAGGUACGGCGCCUUGGAGAGCUGCCGGCUCACGCGGCUCAGCUUGUGGAGAACGGGACAGUCCAGAGACACGCAUGGCAGCUGGCGCUCGGCGCAGCCACAGCAGUUCUUGCAGAUCUACACGACAAACCGCCACAACGGUAAGAACGAAUGGCUGUGUGUUCAUCAUUUUUGUAGACGAAAAGCAGUCUUGUAAUGUUGUAGUGAGUAUUACUACUUGUACUUUUAUUCGUUUUCUUUUACUACAUUUCCUUCAUGUAUUUCAUUUCCUUUUAUUGCAGUAGUCUGACAGUGCAAUCGUGAAAGAGCAAAUUUGUCUUGUAGUCUGAUCCGGCGGGCAUUGCGUGUUGUCUGUCCCACAUCGCCGACAUGUUUUUAUUUAUUUUGAUUUUUUUUUAAAUCACUUCAUUGGCCGUCAGAUAUUUACAGUACUACGUCAAAAGACACGCGACAAGACUAAAAAUAAACUAGCUUUUGGAUUCAAAUAUACUGUCCACGCGGCAACGUGUCUUGCGGAGCCGAUCAGCCCGAUAAAAUCGGUGUGAAGUCUAAUUGAGAGUAAUGUUUUUUGUUUUUUUUUUAAUAAGAAAAAUAGCACCCUAUAAUAUUGUACUUCAUAAAAACAAAGCAAUGACAUAACUGAAUACAUUUACAAAGAAUUUAACUUUUGUCACACCGCAUCGAAUGAAGGGCUUAUUGUGCUGCUGCCAGCCUUGGCCACAUGGGGGCAGUAAAAGACGAACAACGGCUAUACUGCACAUUGACGUCUGUACAGUUAAAUGCCUCAGCUCCUUGCGGUGAAUAAAGAAUAUAAUAUAAUAUAUAUUUGCCUCUGCCUGCUCUUGGAUCCAGCUCCUCGCCAUUCGUGACAGACUGCACUGUUUUGUGUUGCAAUAUCAGUUGCUCAAUCAUAUAUGGGUUGCCUUAAUGCAUACUUAAGCAUAAGCGGUAAAGCUAGCAGUUUUGUUUGACAGUAAACUCCAACUGGGAGUAGCAUUAAACGGCUUGAAGCCUCUUUUAAGAAAAGACAAAGUUUACUAUUUGUCAAAGUGCGGCUUUAUCGUAUCUCAAGUUUGUGCUCGCAAGUCAAACGGAAAGAAAAAAAAAAUCGAACGAUUGAUUUGAUCAUAUCUCGAAACACUCAAACGUUGGGUCGCUUGUAUCUCAAGGCACCACUAUCCUCACUUUUACAAAAAUGGACUCCCAACAAUUCAGUAUUGUACAUUUAAAUCCAGAAAUGUACAAAUGUCUAUAUGAUAAACAAUACUUGAAUACUUUGCCUCAGGUAAUAUUCUACAAGGUGACCGACUUCCACCAGUUAUUUUCUGUUGAAAUAAUGUAGGGUUGUGCCACCUGGUAUACACCAAAAGUUUUUUUCCCCCCCAUCACUCUGCCUUGAUCAAAUGACAUAGACCGACGGGUUGUUUACUAUUGUUGCCAUGGGUGAAGCUUUUGCCACCCGGAAGUACGUGUGCCAUGUUGUCACUAUGUGAUAAAAGAGUGUUAGAUGACCUUGAGAAGCUGCUCCUGUUCUCUCUCCUGUUGCCUCAUGUCCUGGUGGAGGGUGACGGUCACGCGCUGGGGCGAAGCGCGGCACCGCGAGCACACGCCCAGUUGGGUGAGCUCGUCGCACACGGGGCAGUGUAGCGUGGUGAAAUACUGGGAAAUGGUGCCCUUCCUCACCAUGUCCUCCCCGCCCAAACCCGAGGAGCAGGAGGCCUUCUGGAUCUGGACAAAAAGGGGAGUUUUUGGGGUGUAUGUGGUGAAGACAUUUUUUUUUUUUUUUUUUCCAGGGUGUACUUCACAUCUCAACCAGUCACCUGGGAUUGAGUGCAGCUCAUCCUAAUCCUAAUGUCUACAAGUGCUACAGAAAAUGGAUGGAUGGAGGGUUUUCGAAGGUUAAACAUAUACAGUGCCGUGAAAAAGUAUUGGCCCCCUUCUCAAGUUCUUAUAUUUUUGCAGUUUCCCCACUUGACCGUGAAAUGCUGUUUUUUUAAAUGGCGAUUUCAUUUAUUAAGGAGGAAAAACUGGACAGUUACCUGGCCCUGUGUGGAAAAGUAAUUAUCCCCCUUGUUAAACCAUGAAUUAAUUGUGGCUAAUCAGGAUUUUUGGAUAAUUUUCUCUUAUCGCACCCAAACCUGAUUAGCUCCAGACCCGUUCAAUCAAAAAAAAAAUCACUUAAACAGAAUCUGUGCCAACUAAAUCAAGUCAGACAAAAGAUCGAAGAAAGCUGCAACAUAAUGACACGAUCCAAAGAAAUUCCAGAACAGUUGAGAAAUAAAGUAAUUGCCAUCUAUCAGUCUGGAAAGGGGUUACAAAAGACAUUUUAAAGCUUUAGGAUUCCAGCGAACCAUAGGGAGAGCCAUUAUCUUCACAUGGAACAGUGGUGGCCGGCAUACAAAGAUUACCCCAAGAGACCAGCGAUGACUCAUCCAGGAGGUCACAAAGGAACUCAGGCCAACUUCUAAAGAAUGGCAGGCCUGCCUUGCCUCAGUUAAGGUCAAGGUUCAUGACACAACAAUAUAGAAGAGAGUGGACAGAAAAAUGGCAUCAAUGGCAGAGUUCCAAGGUGAAAACCACUCCUAACCAAAAACAACAAAGGCUUGUCUUACUUUUGCAAAAAAAAAAAAAAAAAAAAAUACUUUAUAGGAGAAGAUUAUACAAACUGAAGAGAUGAAAGUUGAGCUUUUGGGAAGCUGUGUCUCAUUAGAGCUGGUGAAAAAGAACAUCAUACCAACAGUCAAACAUGGUAGUAGUGGUAGUAUGAUGGUCUUGGGCUGUUUUGCUCCGUCAGGACCUGGACAAUUUGCUGUGACUGAUGGAAACAUAAAAUCCUAGAAUGUUCAGCCAUCAGUUUGUGACCUCUAGCUGAAAGCGCACUUGGGCCCUAGACCCAGGAUAACGGUCCAAAACACACCAGCAAGUCAACGUCUGAAUGGCUUAAAAACAAAAUGAAGGUUUUGGAGUGGCUUCGUCAAAGUCCAUACUUGAAUCCGAUUGAAAUGCUGUGCUACGCCCGAAUACCCUCCAUUUCUGCUGAAUUCAAACAAUUCUGCAAAUUAAAUCACCAUUUAAAAACAGCAUUUGAAGUUCAUUAUUCGUGGCCCCAUUGUAUAGCGCAGAUUUUUAGGUGCUCAUUUACGGGUUUUUACAGUAUGCGGUGAAGUCUGAAUUUAGAGUGGCACACUUUCCAUGCAGUACCACGUUGUGCCGUAACAUGCCUGGCAGCAAUAUGGGCUACCGGAAGGGAAAGAAGCAAGAAGAAGAGGACGCCCCGCCGGUGGCAUACAGUACAGUGAACCCACACUAUUCGCACCAAUAGCAAAAACCUGCGGGUAGUUGAAGCCCCCCCUGCAAAGGUUUAGAAUUGCCAAAGAUCCCACAACAUGGCAGCAGAGCACUAUUUUAGUGUAAAUUAAACUCAACUCACUUCAACAAAGAUGCCACAACAUGGGAGAAAAGGAAGACUGUUGUCGAAAUGAAGCACCUCAAUUCACUUCAAUAUAAUUCCGAGGCCCCAAGAUGCCACUAAAGGAAUUCUUUGAUUGCUUUGGCUUGAGUACAAUAACAGUGAAUAGUUGAGUUUUUUCGGCAAAUAAAUUCCCCCAAAACCUGCAAGUGAAUUUGCGAAUGAUACCCACAGAGCACAAAGAAUUAGAUGCCUGCGAAUAUUUUUCUAGGCUCUGUUUGUGUGUGUUAACGUAGCAGUUGUUUGAAGGUUUACAGUUACUUAGCUGGCCCGUUUGAGGCGUUUUCACAUUAGAUGUUAGCGUUCAAUUCUAUUUGGGUGUUGCGAUAUCAAAUCUUGAAUGAUCUUUUGUUUUAUGUGACAGGUUUACAGUCAACUUCAGCUGGGACUGACGCUUUCGCGCCUACUUUGGAGAACUGUACGGAGCAAGGGGCUUCUUUUCAUCUCUCCAACAUGAUGUUAUAAUAUAGUCUCCCGUUUAUUUCUUGACAGCGAGAGUAUGAGAACAGGCGCUAAGGAAUGUGUAAAUAGUUUCAAUUGUGUUUGAAUCCGUUUCAACCAUGCGCGAAGGGUAAAUCAAAUGAAAAAUCAUACGGUCUUUCUAUAUCCAGGAUUUACAACCUAUUGCAGGUCGGUCUGAGAUGUAUUGUCCGAUAUAAAUGUGGCGCACUGCAGCUAUAAGUACACCUCGCUGUCCAGUGACACACAUUGCAGCGUAAUUUGUGUGUGGGCAUAUUGCUUUGCAGCAGGGGGCAUGUGUGCUCAUUCAGAGAAUAGCACACUUGAUGCACAAGACUCCCUCCCUCUUCCCUUCUCGAUCACUCGACCAAUGGCAAUAGAGGAAACAUUCAUUCAACUAUAAAGCGGCCUCACCCUGGGAAGCUCCUGGUACCAGCUAAGCACAUCGACGCCGAUCAAUUGGAACAUGCGGCCCAGCGGAGGCAGGAUCUGCUUGGUGAGGUAAUAGGUGGCGUUGAGACGGAGGCCGGCGUCCUGCAGCACUUCCAGGGGCCGACGGACCAGCCGGAUGAGGGGCAAACCGGGCAUUCCGUAUACAAUCACGUAGGGCACGCGCUCUCCCACGCGAGGCUCCAGGCGACGGUCGUACGCCAUCGUACGCCUGCGGCACAUACAUGGACGGAUCAAUGAUGAGCAACAAGUCACGUGUCCAAUCACAGCGCGGUAUUCCUCUUGUAGGCUGGAUUUACGCAGAAUGGUUCAAGUGGCAAUUCAAAUCUUAAAGCGGCACAAUUAGGAUGUUCGCCACGGCCAGUGUUGCCACAGUUACCUUGAAAAAGCAACUUAAGUUACUUUACCCAUUACUUGAACUUAAAAGUAACUUAGUUACUUAUCCGAUUACUUAAGUAACUACUUUAGAAAAAAGUAACUUUUUGGUUAUUUUCAGCAGCGGUCAAGUGGAGGGAAGGUCAACUUUAUGCACAGUACAAAAAAAGCAUGCGCUUAACCGUACCCAUGACUCGGUAAUGUACGCCACACAAGUUACAGAAUGAUGUCAUCAACAUGAAAAAUAGGAGUGGAGUGGAGUUGAAGCCACAUUAAAUGAGCAACUUAGCAACCCUGCCGAUUGUGUGGCGUCCGUCAAGGCAACUGUGUGUGUACGCGGUGUACAACAAACCUUAGUAUUGGCCUCUUUCGAGAAACCCGAAGUAGUGAGUGUAUUUGCAGUUUAAGUAUGCCAAUCCCUCGUCGCCGUCCAUUGUGUUUUUGCGCCGCUGGCUGCUUGGGUACACGCGAGUUGACUGGCGAUGUCCGGAAAACGCGCAACACGUCACGCGACGUCAUUGCGCCAGACGGCUCCGUUGAUCAAUAUAUCGGCUUUUUUCGAUAUUGUAGUUAGUCGUCGUAUGCAUUGAAGUUAUGGAUAGCUAAGAUUAUAGUGUGUUUCGUCUGUUUUAUCAGUCAUUACUAAAACAAAGGUUGAAAAUUGGUCUACACUCGUGACAUGCACCGUGACUGAAUCAAGUGUCUUAGUUCUUGACUCGCCUCAUGUUCCCAAGCACGGUAGUUUGUUAAUGAUAAAUAUCUGGUGUCUAAGCAAAAAAAAAAGCAUAUUUUAAUAUCAAAAACAUAUUACGGUCAGUUUCUCGUGAACGAAAAAGUAACUAUUGGCAGAUAAAGUAACUGUAAUCUGACUACCGUAUUUUCACGACCAUAAGGCGCACUUAAAUGAACGGGGGCCCCUCAUAAUGCGGCGCGCCUUGUGUGUGCACCGAGUAAAUGUUGUGCGAUGAGCGCUCCGCUUGACGGACUGGGCGCAUUUCCUGCCGACACGCUGCAUAUGUAGAGGAAAGGCGGACGUUAAAGGGGGAAGGGUGCGCGUGACAAUGACGAGAGGGAACCUGGCGUGUUUGAUGGAGAACUGGCCCAGCUGUUCAUUUCGGAUACAGAAGAUGAAGACUUUGAUGGAUUUGUGGAUGAGGAUUGAUCAAAACAAUAACGUGAAUACAUUGUUCAAUACUUCAAUAAAGUACAACCAAACUCAGUUUUGCGCCCGCUGCCUUUUUAAAUGCUAGCGUAUGUUUUACCAUGCCUGCGCCCAAUCAUACGGUGCGCCUUAAGUAUGUGUUAAAUACAGAAAUAGACCCCGUAACUGAGACUGCGCCUUUUAAUACGGUGCGCCUUGUGGUCGUGAAAAUACGGUACUCUAAUAUAAAAAGUAACUCAUUAGAUUACAUAUGACGUCACCAGACGACAUUUUUGGAGUAACGCGGUACCGCUGUCACUGGUCACGGCAAUGUAAAUAGAAAUGAAUGCAUGAAAUCCAGCCUUACGUGUGCCUCAGAAGCCUGACUUGCUUAGCCAUUUCAAGCUGGGUUGCUCGGCAACAGACUUGUCUACUCUACAUGUGCAGCCAGACAAUGAACAGGAGGAGGAUUCAGUGCAACAACAUGAGACAAUGAUGUUUUUCUUGCUCUCUAAUGGGCGCACGCACACACACACACACACACACACUUCUGUUUUCAGACAGAUGGAAGGAAGCGUUCGCACACACCUGGUGAGCUCCAGAGCGGGGACACAGGCGCCAGGCCGGUACGAGGCACUGCCUCUGUAUUCCUUUGCGAAGGUGAGGUCCUGCAUGCUGGCCCGGCCAUCCAGAACCUUCACACACUGACGCUGAACAAACUGCUUCACCUGGCUGAUGUCCCGCGUCUCAAAGAGCAGCUUGAUAGAACGCUCUAGAAUCUGAAAAUAAUGCAUGUAAAAAUGAGCUGAUCAAUCAUUCAUUUUAAUAAAGAAGCCAGCUUACGGUAGGCUUAUGUGUGUAGUUAUGCAUCUAAACAUGAAUUAAUGAAAUGUAUAUGUACUACAUCUUCUAUGUCUUGCUUCUAUUUUUGUAAUGUAUUUAAAUUAAUUACAUAUGAUCAGGUUCCUUUCUAUUAAACAUAUUUGGGUUGAAAUGUUAAACAAAUAAAACAUUCCCAUGGCACUUCA